GCCUCCCUGUACGUAAUACCAACACCUGACCUUGGAACUGAUAAGGCCCUUCCCAAAACAUUUACUUUCACACCCUCAGCAGCCAACUUUGGAACCUAUCAUUGCCCCUAUGGGGCAGAGGCACACACAGGGGAAGAUGUGCCCAGGGCACUGGCUGCCCACAUGAGAGUCCACAUCUGCUUGCAAAAGCUUACCCUCCCUCUGGCCAGGGGUACUCUGAGCAGUGGCCUCAUCUCUGCUUUGACGGAGGUGAGGAGGCUCCAGACUGGCGGGAAGGCUCAGCCUUGAGAUUGUGCUAGAGACACAACAAGGGGUGGGCACCCCAAAGGCGGGGCAAAGCAGGGGCUCUUGAGCUCAGAGCCCCUAGCCUUGCAUUCCCCGUGCCCCCUCCACCCGCACAAGUCUCCCCAUGGACCGCACUGUGGUGCUCAUCACCGGCUGCUCCUCCGGCAUUGGCCUGCACCUGGCCCUGCGUCUGGCCUCCGACCCCUCCAGGAGCUUCAAAGUGUAUGCCACACUGCGGGACCUGAGGGCGCAGGGCCCCCUGUGGGAGGCAGCCCAGUCCCGAGGGUGCCCUCCUGGCUCCCUGGAGACAUUGCAGCUGGACGUGAGGGAUGCAGAUUCCGUGGCCGCUGCCCGGGCACGCGUGACCGAGGGCCGCGUGGACGUGCUGGUGUGUAAUGCGGGCCAGGGCUUACUCGGGCCGCUGGAGGGGCAUGAGGCUGGUGCCAUUAGGUCUGUGCUGGACGUGAACGUGGCAGGGAUGGUGCGGAUGCUGCAGGCCUUCCUGCCGGACAUGAAGCGCCGCCGCUCGGGACGCGUCUUGGUGACAGGGAGCUUGGGCGGCUUGAUGGGGCUGCCAUUCAACGCCGUUUACUGCGCCAGCAAGUUCGCGAUCGAAGGUCUGUGCGAGAGUUUGGCAGUUCUGCUGCCGCCCUUCGGGGUCCACGUGAGCCUCAUCGAGUGCGGCCCGGUGCGCACCGCCUUCCAGGAGAAGCUGGAGGGCGGCCUGGGGGAAGCGCUGAACGGCGCGGACGCCGAGACCCGCGACCUCUUCUCCCGCUACCAGCGCCAUUUGGAGCGGAUCUUACGCGAGGCGGCGCAGGACCCAGAGGAGGUGACCGAGGUAGACACUGGGCGCGCCCCCGGGAACAGAGACGACGCGUCGGUGGGGGGGGGGGGCAGCCCCGGCCACGCGCCUCCUCCCGCCGCCGCAGGUCUUCCUCGCCGCGCUGCGCGACCCCCGCCCAGCGCUGCGCUACUUCAGCACGGAGCGCUUCCUGCCUCUGGUGCGCACGCGCCUGGCCGACCCCAGCGGCCGCAGCUACGUCGCCGCCAUGCACCGCGUCGUGUUCUCUGACGAGCAGGCCGAGGAGUCCGCCGCGGACCUGGGCGGCCCCGCGCUCGGCACGCGUCCCGCCGCCCCGCAAUAAAGGCUUGGGCCGCCGCUGUCUGCCGCGCUCUCCUUUGCGACCCCAAGGGCGUGUGUGCGACAGGCGGCGCUUACAGCGCGGGGGGGGCGAUCUGGAAAGACCGUGGCUAGCCGGGGUAACACCAACGCGGAGGCCGAGGCCCAGAAAGAGGAAGGAACUAGCCCACCGAAGGGCAGGGCCGACAGUGGUCCCUGGAUUCCCGCGGGGUGUCUGCAGCAGGGGUGAGGCGGACCUGGAUAGGGGGAGAAAUGGUUUGUGAUUUGGGCCGCACUAGUCAUGAGACUUAAGGCAAGGGCCUUAUCCUUUCUUAGUCUGUCCUCUUACCUGUAAAAUGGGUAUAAAACCUAUGUCAUGGAUUGUA
Suricata suricatta (meerkat) is the source of this 1794-nucleotide messenger RNA. RefSeq names its product hydroxysteroid 17-beta dehydrogenase 1 (gene HSD17B1). Lineage: Eukaryota; Metazoa; Chordata; Mammalia; Carnivora; Herpestidae. The coding region runs from base 410 to 1360 and encodes 316 amino acids. Gene Ontology annotation, molecular function: estradiol 17-beta-dehydrogenase [NAD(P)+] activity. Gene Ontology annotation, biological process: estrogen biosynthetic process. Gene Ontology annotation, cellular component: cytoplasm. The transcript is spliced from 5 exons. The record is from RefSeq and is a predicted model, not a curated record.